GGAGCCCUGGUUGGGGCUCCUGGAGCCAGCCCGGUGGUGCGGGGCAGGAGGGGAAGCGAGGGCGGCUCGGAGGGUGCCGAGUGGGGACGGUCGCGGCCAGGGUCUCCCAUCACGUGGUGAGGUCGGCGCUGCCUCCUUUCCCGCUGUGGGCAGCCCGGCGGUGAGAGCGCAGCCCCCGCGGGGUGAGGCCUCUCCUGGGGAGGCGGGGGUGCUGGAGCCUGGCCCUUCCCUGCAGCCCUGGGGCAGCCUGAAGUGAAGCCGGGAAGCAGACGCAGGAGGUCUGCGGGCAGGUGCGGAGCGGAGCGGGCAGGACAAGUCCCUCGCGUGGCCCAGGUCGGGACCAGGGGCGCGGUCGGUCGGCCCCGCAGGCGGUAAAGCAGCGGCGGCGGGAGGUGCAGGGGCGGGAGGCGAUGCAGGCCGUGCAGCCCCCUUCGGAGGCCGAGAUGCCCUUGGAGACCCCUCAGCUGGCAGCGGGGCGCGACCUCCCCACCCCAGAGACCUGGCGCCAGCGCUUCCGGGGCCUUCGCUACCUGGAAGGCGCGGGGCCGUGGGAGGUGUGCAGCCGCCUGUGGGAGCUGUGCCAGCGCUGGCUGGAGCCCCAGCGCCGCAGCAAGGAGCAGAUCCUGGAGCUGGUGGUGCUGGAGCAGUUCCUGGCCAUCCUGCCCCAGGAGAUGCAGAGCUGGGAGUGGGGGUGCGGCGUGGAGACCUGUGCGGAUGCUGUGGCCCUGGCCGAGGGGUUCCAGCUGGGGCAGGACGAGGACGAAAAUCUCCAGAUCACGACGAGUGUGAAGAUCAGGGCGGUAUCCUCACACAAGGUGCAGCCCGCUGGGGCACGGCAGGACCCUGGUGAUUCCUGGCUGGAGCCGCCGAAGGCCCAUCAUGGGAACAGGUCCCUGGAGGAGGCAGGACAGGGGGAAACCCCAGGGCAUGGGGACAAGCCACCUUUUGUCUCCAGAGAGGAGCCCUUACCCCACCAGGAGUCAGAUUCCCCUGAAACGGAGGAGACCUGGGAGUUGUCAGCAGAUGAAAGCUCCUCGGGCUGGUGCCCCAGACGAGGCCCUUCCUCAGGUGCAGGUGCUGGGACCCUGAGCAGAGUUGAGCAGCAGCAGCUUCCUGAGGAGGGACCUGUAAACCUGGAACUGCAGAGGACUUCCCCAGGAAGACUGGGGGAGAGGAGCUCCCUGACACCUGAGCCAGGCCAAGUGCAGAAGGGGCAGAGCAGGCCCCCAAAGCAGGAGGAGAGCUUGGAGCUCCAGGAGGUGUUUGAGGACAUGGCUGUGUAUUUCACACGGAAGGAGUGGGAGCUCCUGGAAGAUGAAGACAAGGUGCUUUACCGGGAUGAGAUGCUGAAGAAUUACCAAGCCCUCGUUUCCCUGGGAUAUCGAGGUCCCACACCUGCCUUAAUCUGCAGCAUCCAGCAAGGGCAGGUGGAGCUCUGGGUUUGUGAUGAUGAGGACAGUGGGGAAAUCUCAAGAUCACAGGACCUGCUGCCAGGAGGUGUCCAGAUGCUGAGCAGAGCUGAGGAGCAGCCUACUGCAGAAGGGUCUGCAGAUCUGGAGCCAGCACAGGCUUCCCCAGGGAGUUUGGGUGAGAUGGACUCCCUGAGACCUGAGAAGGAGCAAUGGCACAAGAGUCAGGGGAGGCUCCAAAAGCAGAUGGAGAAUGUAGCAAUGAACCAGCACAGGCACAUCCACCAAGGCAGGAAGACAUGCUGCUGCACUGAGUGCAGGAAGAACUUUAUCUGCUGGCAAGACCUAUCCCAGCAUCAGAGUGUGUGGCACCAUUGCACCAAGCGUGGGAAGAGAUUAAGGCAGCUCUCCAACCUGGCCAGGCACUGGUACAUGCACACAAGGAAGAAGUCACAUCAGUGCUCGGAGUGUGGGAAGAGCUUCAUCCUUUCGUCCAACCUGACUAAACACCGGCUCAUCCACACGGGGGAGAAACCACAUCAGUGCCUGGAGUGUGGGAAAAGCUUCAAGCAGUCUUCUGACUUGGCCCGGCACCAGAUUAUCCACACAGGGGAGAAACCAUAUCAUUGCUUCGAAUGUGGGAAAAGCUUCAACCGAUCCUGUAACCUGACCCAGCACCAGCUAAUCCACACAGGGAAGAAGCCAUAUCAGUGCUCAGAAUGUGGGAAAAGCUUCAACCGAUCCUGUAAUCUGGCCCAACACCAGCUAAUCCACACAGGGAAGAAGCUGUAUCAGUGCUCGGAAUGUGGGAAAAACUUCGACCGAUCCUCCAGCCUGGCCCAGCACCAGCUGAUCCACACAGGGGAGAAGUCACAUCAGUGCUCGGAGUGUGGGGAGAGCUUCACCACAUCCUUCUACCUGACCAAACACCAGUUCGUCCACACAGGGGAGAAAACACAUUGGUGCUCAGAGUGUGGGAAAAGCUUCAAGCAAUCCUCUGACCUGGCCCGGCACCAGAUUAUCCACACGGGGGAGAAGCCACAUCAGUGCUCUGUGUGUGGGAAAAGCUUCAAUCGAUCCUGUAACCUGGCCCAGCAUCAGAUGAUCCACACAGGGAAGAGGCCACAUCAGUGCUCGGAAUGUGAGAAAAGCUUCACCCGAUCCUCCAGCCUGGCCCGGCACCAUCUUAUGCACAUGGGGGAGAAAUUACAUCAGUGCUUGGAGUGUGGGAAGAGCUUCAUCCUGUUGUCCAACCUGACCAAACACCGGCUCAUCCACACUGGGGAGAGACCACACUGGUGCUCGGAGUGUGGGAAAAGCUUCAAGCAGUCCUCUGACCUGGCCCGGCACCAGGUUAUCCAUACGGGGGAGAAAACAUAUAAUUGCUUGGAGUGUGGGAAAAGCUUCAAACAGUCCUCUGACCUGGCCCGGCACCAGCUUAUCCACACAGGGGAGAAACCAUAUCAUUGCUUGGAGUGUGGGAAAAGCUUCAACCGAUCCUGUAACCUGGCCCAGCACCAGCUGAUCCACACAGGGGAGAAGCCACAUCAGUGCUCAGAAUGUGGGAAAAGCUUCAACCGAUCCUUCAGCCUGGUCCAGCACCAGCGUAUCCACAUGGGGGAAAAGUCAUAUCAGUGUUCGGAGUGUGGGAAGUGCUUCACCACAUCCUCCUACCUGACCAGACACCAGGUUAUCCACAUGGGGGAGAAACCACAUCGGUGCUCAGAGUGUGGGAAAAGCUUCAAGCAGUUCUCUGACCUGGCCCGGCACCAGGGUAUCCACGCAGGAGAGAAACCAUAUCAUUGCUUGGAGUGUGGGAAAAGCUUCAACCGAUCCUCUCACCUGGCCCGGCAUCAUCUUAUCCACAUGGAGGAGAAACCACAUCGGUGCUCAGAAUGUGCGAAAAGCUUCAAGCAAUUUUCCGACCUGGCCCAACACCAGAUUAUCCACAUGGGGGAGAAGCUACAUCAGUGCUCAGAGUGUGGGAAGUGCUUCCUCCACUCCUCCAAACUGGCCCAGCAUCAGUGCAUUCAUAUCCAGGAGUGUCCAUAAUUCUGCCAGCAACACAGGAAGGGAUUGAGGGUGUAUACCUGCUCAGCAUCCACCAGUGUAUAUAUCCAGGGAAGCAGUCUCAUGCUCGUGCAUUGCAGCAACAGUUCACUCUUCUUUCAGCCCUGCCAGGGCACUGUAGAACCCAAAAGACACAGAGGUUGGCCUCCCAGGUUCGAUGCAGGUGAAGGGUUAAGAGGCAACACCUCACACAGAGACCAGCCCAGAUGCUGGGGGAACCUGAGAGAUGAUCUUUGCAUCAGCCUUAAAGCCUGGGCCAUCCCCAUCAUUCUCUAAAAGCAGUCAGUGCUCCCAUGGGGAGAAGAAAUGCCUUCGCAAUUGGUGUCCUCCCCAGGACAGCUGGCUCCAAAUGACACUCGGGGACUUGUCUUUGGCCCAGCUCCAACUUCCCUCCUGGUCCCAAGAUUCUUGUUUGUGAGGCUCUAGAGUUGCAAGGAGGACAUUAUUCCUAGGGAAUCGUUCCCUGCCUUCCACCCUAACCAUGCCUUUCCUCCUCACCGCAUCACCCUUUUCCCAGGCCUGCACAUGCCGAUGGGGGUCUUCAAGAAACUUCUACUGCCACCCCAUGGAGAAGAGAGUGGGGUGUUACAAAAGUAGAUGCAUCAGCAUAUGUUGUCAGGGCCCUGAACAGGGUUGAAUAGGAGCAUAGGGAGGCCCCUAAGUCCACUAAGGCCCUCACUAGCCAAAAUGGGUCAUGCCUCGUGAAGUACAGCCAGCCUCAUUUGCUGCAAAGAGAAAGGCCAAAUGUCUGCUUCUGUCCCAGAGCAGCUCCAUCAAGUAAAUGGGAACAUGGGAGAGUCCAACUGAGACCCUGCUGAUGAAGUUAGGCCUCCACUUACACCCACGGCCACAGCCAUAGAUCCAUAGAUGUUAGGGUCGGAAGGGACCUCAAUAGAUCAUCGAGUCCGGCCCCCUGCAUAGGCAGGAAAGAGUGCUGGGUCUAGAUGACCCCAGCUACAUGCCUAUCUAACCUCCUCUUGAAGACCCCCAGGGGAGGGGAGAGCACCACCUCCCUUGGGAGCCCGUUCCAGACCUUGGCCACUCGAACUGUGAAGAAGUUCUUCCUAAUGUCCAGUCUAAAUCUGCUCUCUGCUAGCUUGUGGCCAUUAUUUCUUGUAACCCCCGGGGGCGCCUUGGUGAAUAAAACCUCACCAAUUCCCUUCUGUGCCCCGGUGAUGAACUUAUAGGCAGCCACAAGGUCGCCUCUCAACCUUCUCUUGCGGAGGCUGAAAAGGUCCAGUUUCUCUAGUCUCUCCUCGUAGGGCUUGGCCUGCAAACCCUUAACCAUACAAAUACCAUGUUAGGCUCCAGUUCCUAUUCGAUAGUGGCAUUCCCACCAGGAGGGAUAAAGCCAGUAGAUCUUCUCUUUUGAUUUCUCUCAUCUUGGUUCAGAGUCCAGAGACCUAAAUUGUAGCUGAGCAGGGUGAAGUUGGAGGUGGUGAUUUGGAGCCCAGCUGCACUUUCCACAUCUGGCAGCCUGUGUCAGGUUUAUUGCUAUCUAUUGCUAGCCCUCUCCCCACUCCACUAAGUAAAAACCUCCAGUUUUACUGGACUGUGGCAGCCUAGCGAGCCUUUGAAUAUCUGAAAAGGGCCUUCACCCCUGCCGAUUUGCUAGCUCAUCCAGAUUCAAUCUUGUCUUUGUGGUAGAAAGGGAUGCAUCCGGCACUGUAAUAUGUGUGGUGCUCUUGCAAUGGCAAGGCCCAGACCAAAUCCUGCAUCCUUGCCUCUUCUUUUCCUGCAAACCCACUUGAGCAGAAAAGAAAUCUUGAGAUCCUGACCAAUGAACUCAUGGGUGUUAGAGUGCCUUUUGGGAAGUGGUGGCAACGCUUUGAAGAGCCAUGGCACAAAGUACAGGUGCUUACAGAUCACAACCUGGUUGCUGACCUGCAUCCCCAGAAACUGGCACAAGAAGCAAGGGAGAGUUCCCACUUCUAUAUAGAAAAUUGUAGUGCAGGGGUUUUCAAGCUUUUCGGGCUCGUGUACCCCCAACAGCUAGUCAGCAAGUGGGAGUGGGGAGCGGUGGCAGUCGCCAAGCCCAGAACUGCCAGUGGUGAAACCAGAAGUGCUACCAGCGCACAGAUGAAUAGUCCCACUUCUCCACGCUGCUGCAGAGUACCCUCCGGGGGCUUCCCAAACACCCCCAUUUCAUCCUGUGCUGGAUUCAACUUAUUUUAUGCUUGAGUACCACCUGGUUUAGGGGUGGUUUAUCCAUGCUAAUUUUGUUUGGAUCUCUAUAAUUACCGCUGUUGGAAUUGAAGGGGUUUUCUGAUGGUUUUCCAAGACCAAUCAGCUGCUGGCUAUGCCAUGUUUUUGCUGUUGUUGUUGUCCAAUUUGUGAAUGACCUAAUAACAUCCCAAUCCCUGAACUGUCA
Alligator mississippiensis (American alligator) is the source of this 5850-nucleotide messenger RNA. RefSeq names its product zinc finger protein 420. Bases 411 to 3461 code for a protein of 1016 amino acids. Lineage: Eukaryota; Metazoa; Chordata; Crocodylia; Alligatoridae. Gene Ontology annotation, biological process: regulation of DNA-templated transcription. The record is from RefSeq and is a predicted model, not a curated record. The transcript is spliced from 8 exons.